CGCCUUCUUUCCGGGACCUCGAGGCCUGUGGCUAGCGGACCUCCAUCGCUGCUGGAGAGACCCCGGAUGAGUCCGAGGUCCUGGGUAGCUAGGAGAGGCCGGAGGAGACCUGGGCCGCAGGGGUUAGCCGCAGAGGGUGGCGGAGCCAGCUCUGCACGCGCCGGGCGGAAAAAGGGAGGGAGAGAGAGAGAGUUAAGGGAGGGAGCGCGGAGUAAGUGAGCUUGGGUCCGACUCAGGGAGGAGACUGGUGGGCCAGGCCCCCAAGACGGCGUUACACCCGGUCUGAAGAAGACAGGCGGACACAUGGCCUCGCCAUUCCUGCCUUCGGGGGCUACCACGGGCGACAGCGGCGGAGAGCUGAGCUCGGGGGACGACUCCGGGGAUGCGGAAUCCCUUCAGAGCCCCGAGACCGAGGCGUCCAGGAGCCUGACCGAGCUGUUUGAGAAGGCGGCCGCGCACCUCCAAGGCCUGGUUCAGGUGGCCAGCAGGGAGCAGCUCUUGUACCUGUAUGCCAGGUACAAGCAGGUCAAAGUUGGAAAUUGCAAUACUCCUAAACCAAGCUUCUUUGACUUCGAAGGAAAGCAAAAAUGGGAAGCAUGGAAAGCACUUGGUGAUUCAAGCCCCAGCCAAGCAAUGCAGGAAUAUAUCGCCGUAGUUAAAAAAUUAGAUCCAGAUUGGAAUCCUCAGUUACCAGAGAAGAAAGGAAAAGAAACGAAUACUGGUUUUGGCGGGCCCGUUGUUAGUUCUCUGUAUCACGAGGAAAUCAUCAGGGAAGAAGACAAAAACAUAUUUGAUUACUGCAGGGAAAACAACAUUGACCAUAUAACCAAAGUCAUCAAAUCGAAAAAUGUGGAUGUGAAUAUGAAAGAUGAAGAGGGCAGAGCUCUACUCCAUUGGGCUUGUGAUCGAGGACAUAAGGAUCUAGUCACAGUCUUGCUGCAAUAUAGAGCUGAUAUUAACUCUCAGGCUGGAGGGUUUCAGGCCCGGCAAAGCGUAUGAAUUUCCCCAGGAGCCUUAUAAAGAUACUGACGCCUCUAGCCCUGGUCAUGCCAGUAGGGCAGGGCUGAACGGAAUGAAACCUGUCUCCAGCUCGUGUACGUAGUUUCCGCCUGUGAACACAUCACACAGGUACCUGCCUGCAUCUGUGCUGUUACCCACGUUUACCCGUAAUGCUUUGCCUGUAAUGUUUACCCUCGCACAUGGAGGUCCACCCUCACUCAAAGACCGUGUGCUCUUCAAGGCCCUGUCUCAGGAGGAAGCACAGAGCACUGUUUAUUCUUACCAAGACAAGCUGAACCUAAAUUUAAUAAAACCUAUUUAAAAAUGCACGUGAUAAAGAUUAAAUGAUAUCAAAAGGCAAUAAACUGAUAAAUCUGGACUGUGGGACAUUCUGCUGAACAACUCUUUCUGUAAUAAGUCAGUGGCAUU
Messenger RNA from Phacochoerus africanus (Common warthog), 1428 nucleotides. RefSeq names its product acyl-CoA binding domain containing 6 (gene ACBD6). The transcript has 7 exons. Bases 304 to 999 code for a protein of 231 amino acids. Gene Ontology annotation, molecular function: protein binding; fatty-acyl-CoA binding. Lineage: Eukaryota; Metazoa; Chordata; Mammalia; Artiodactyla; Suidae. The record is from RefSeq and is a predicted model, not a curated record.